AUGGGGGGCGGCGCUUCGAAGAGCAAGCCGACGGGCGGCGACGCCGCGCCGUCGCCGUCGCCGUCGUCGCGUCCCUCGACGGCGACGUCCCGGCCGCCGCCGUCGAGGAACGCGUCGAUCGUGUCGAUGUCGGACGGGAAUUCCCCGGCGGACGCGCGCGCCGAAAGGUCCGCGGUCGACGACGACGAGAGCGCGUCGCCGCCGUGGGGCGACGACGUCGACGUCCUCGCGCGCGCGCCCGCGGCGUCCCGACUCGCCGCGGCGGCCGCGCCGUCGUCGUCCGGGGGCGCGGCGACGCCUCCGCGCGCCGCCGCGGCCGCGUCUCGCGCGGCGCGUCGGGGCGUCGUAAAAUCCGCGACGACGACGACGACGAAUGAUACUAAUCCGUCGAAUCCGCCGUCGGCGUCGUCCCUUCGCGCGCUGCCGCGGCGCGCGCCGGGCGCGCCGCCGCCGCCGCCCCCGCGCGACCCCGACGAGCUCCGCGUCGAAGCGCGGCUUCACGCCGUCGCGGGCCGCCUCGCGGAGUCCUCGCGCCACUACGACCUCGCGCUGGAGCGUCAGAUGGAGCUGCGCGGCGGCUCCGCGAAUCACCCCGACUGCGUUCGCGCGCUCAAAGACGCCGCGGACGCGUACGUGCGCGAGUACACGAGCGAGGGCGCGCUGGACGACGCGCCGCGGCGCGAGCGGGCCUUACACGCGGCGCGCGUCGCGAUCGAGCGCGCGAAGGCGCACUGCGCGGCGACGUCGGCCGUACACGGCGAAGGCUCCGCGGAGAGCGCGGCGGCGUUGUGCGCGCUCGCGAGGGUCUACGCGACGCAGGGCGCGGUGGAAAGGGCGGAGGUCGUGUACGACUUCGCGAGCGGUGGCGGCGAUGGCGACGAUUCGAAUGGCGACGGUUCGAGUAAUCCGAAUCGUCGCGACGGUUCGCGUCCGAACGUGCUGACGUCGGCGUGGGCGCCCGGCGUCGUCGACGCGUUGCUCGACGCGGCGCGGACGUACGCGUCGCGACCGGCGCGCGACGACGCGGUGAUGCGCUUCAUCGACCGCGCGUGGGCGUGCGAGCUCGAGAGGCUCGUGCGCGAGCCCCUGCAAUCGGUAAAAGGGUCGGACAAAGGCGUGUCGGAGAAAGGCGUGUCGGAGAAGAACACCAACGCGCUGGACGCCAUCGACGCGGCGUACCGGGAGAUUUUCAAAACCGUCCGCGACGACGUCGAGCUGGAGGCGUUGGCGUUCGCGGGGAUCGAGGACCCGCCCGAGGAGGUUCUUCCCGCGUACGGCGCGCGACCCGGGCGCGCGCGAGACGCGCUCAGGGUGUUGGACGACGCCGUGGACGCCGAGCUCGGGAAGUUCGCGGUGCGGAAAGCGGAGAAGGUGAUGAUUCGAACGGCGACGAUUCGAAUGGCGAGGGCGAGGGGAUUUGACUCUUCCUCGGAGGAAGACGAAGGGGAAGGGGAAGCGCGGGCGAUAGCUCACGACGACGGCGUCGUCGUCGACGAGGUCGUCGUCGUCGACGACGGCGGCGGCGACCGCCUGGACGAGCUCGACGGGUACUUCGCGAAACUCUUCGGCGAGGACGGCGCCAUGCGCGUCGCGUCGUUGCACCGCGUCGCCGUCGCGCAUCGAGACGCCAAACGAGCCGCGCGCGCGCUCGUCACCUGGGGCAAAGUCAUGGUCGCGAAGGGCGACAUGGGAAACAUAGAAACGCCCGCGGUGCUGGCGUUUCGUAAAGCCGCCGCGUCGGUGUGGUUACGCGAAGACGCGGCCGUCGUCGAGCGAUGCGCGCGCGACCUCGCCGGCGUGCUCGGGACGGACCACCCGGAGUACCACGCCGCGUUGCGACGCGCGGCGGCGGCGUGCGUGAAGCGACGCGACCGCCCCGCGGCGUUGCGCGUCACAGAGACGCUCGUGGACGUCGUCGGCGCGACGUUGGGGACGGACAGCGACGCGUACGCGGCGUCCGCGUCCGACGCGGCGGCGAUUCGCGCGAGGAUCGAGUUCGCGAAGACGGAGGGACGACGGGAGGAGGAUAAGGCGCGUUCUAUACACUGGUCCCCAUACGACCCCGUCGGCGUGGUGAACGCCGUCGCCGAGCGCGAAAAUCGGCUGCGACGGGCGCGGGAGGAAGACGCCGCCGCGGCGCGAAUACAGGCGAUCAUCCGCGGGAGAAAGGCGCGCGAGGAAGCCGCCGCGCGCAAGGAGGAGCGCGACCGGCUUCGAGCGAUCGAGGAGGAGGAGCGUCGGCGACUGGAAGCGCUCGAGCGCGAGCGCGAGGAAGCCGCCGCGAGGCGGGCGGAGGAGGACGCGGCGGCGGCGGGGGGGGAUGCGGCCGAGACCCGCGCCGCCGAGGCAUCCGCACUCCCCGGCGGCGGCGGGCGAGGGCGAUCCUCCUGGACGUCCGCGCCGGUGCCUCAGCCGCUGCCGCCGCGUCGGUCAACGACGCGGGAGUCCGCGCGAGAGUGGGACGCGCCCGCGUUGAGAGCGUUGCGGGCGUUCAACGCGGCGGCGGCGGGGGAGGGGCCCGAGGCGACGGGCGGCGGCGGCGGCGGCGUCGACGGGAGGAGGACGGAGGGCGAGAUCGCGCCGGCGGGGGCGUGACGCUUCCGCUUCCGCUUCCGUCCGCGGGACUAGGUCUACGACUACCUUCGUAUAACUAUAGCUAACCUUACGUC
Molecule: messenger RNA, 2669 nt
Organism: Micromonas pusilla CCMP1545
Lineage: Eukaryota; Viridiplantae; Chlorophyta; Mamiellophyceae; Mamiellales; Mamiellaceae
Exons: 2
Coding region: 1-2595 (864 amino acids)
Molecular function (GO): protein binding
Source: RefSeq, a predicted model, not a curated record